Messenger RNA from Bufo gargarizans (Asiatic toad), 2444 nucleotides. RefSeq names its product sorting nexin 16 (gene SNX16). Gene Ontology annotation, biological process: endosome to lysosome transport; protein targeting to lysosome; early endosome to late endosome transport. Gene Ontology annotation, cellular component: late endosome; early endosome; extrinsic component of endosome membrane. The transcript has 8 exons. NCBI's taxonomy places the organism in Eukaryota, Metazoa, Chordata, Amphibia, Anura, Bufonidae. The coding region runs from base 169 to 1176 and encodes 335 amino acids. The record is from RefSeq and is a predicted model, not a curated record. Gene Ontology annotation, molecular function: phosphatidylinositol binding.
CAUCAUCAAAGGUCCUUGCGCUGACGGGCUCUGUGCUGGUCGGUGUAGUGUGAGAGUGCGGAGCUGUCACCCCGCGUCUACCGAGCGUCUAUGCCACUUGUUUGAAGGAACAUUAUGGUUGGAUAAAUGGCUGGCGUUUUUUGGCCCUGCUAAUAAGCCGCAAAGAAGAUGGCGACACCGUAUGUCCCCGUGCCAAUAGGAAAUCCAUCUUCGGGCAACAUAACAACUAGAAGCCGAAGAAGCUCAUCCCUUGGAAGCAGCUCCACAAGUUCGACCUCCUCUAAAGAGCCACCUGAAGAUGGCAACCCUAGAAACCGCAAGAAGCUCAGUGCCCCCGAUCAGCUGAGCUGUACCUCCUCUGUGUGUAGCAGCCCCCUGGUAAGGACUAAAUUUGACUCCUCUGUGGAGUACAGCUCGCGACCAGUACCCCAUGAGCAUAUUCCUAACUCGGCAGAGCUGGAAGAGAGGCCUUCAACACCCACCAUCUUGGGAUACGAAGUGAUGGAAGAACGGGCAAAGUUUACCGUAUAUAAGAUUCUAGUUAGAAGAAGCCCGGACGAGAGCUGGGUGGUCUUCCGGAGAUACACAGAUUUUUCAAGGCUUAAUGACAAGCUGAAGGAAAUGUUCCCCGGUUUCCGACUCGCUCUCCCACCUAAACGCUGGUUUAAGGACAAUUAUGAGUAUGAUUUCCUGGAGGACAGGCAGCUGGGCCUGCAGGCUUUCUUACAGAACUUGGUCGCCCACAAGGACAUUUCGAACUGCGCCCCUGUGAGAUUAUUUCUGUGUCUGGAUGAGCCGCCUGGUCCUUUUGAUAGCCUGGAAGAGAGCAGGGCUUUUUGUGAGACUUUAGAAGAAACGAAUUACAGACUUCAAAGGGAUCUUGCUGAGAAGCAGAAGGAGCUUGAAGCCUUGAAAAAGCUUUUAAAUGAAAAGCAGUUGCACAUACAGACGCUUGAAAGCCGGAUCCAGGAAUCGAGCACCGGGCCUGGUGAGGCGCGCAGACCUUCAAGACAAGAGAGCGAGUGCAGUGGCGAGGUGGAGUCCUCCGCCAUAGAAGCGGAUCAGGUGGCCUCCGCAGACAAUGGCUCCUUUAAAGAGAACCAUGAGAUCUGCUGGAAUGAGUCCCUGCCGGAGAUUGAAGUAGCAGAGGUGGCAGACCCCGACGAAGAAGUCUGAUGUGCCUGAGUUUUGUGGAUCCUUACAUACCAGGGCCUUUAUCGGGGACCCACACAAAUAGUUUACACAAUCAAGUUCUAGAGAAGGAUGUGUGGCCCUUGCUGCUAAUUGACCAGUCUAGUGGAGACGGCUGACCUACCUAAGGAUCUAAUGGUCCGGAGUCUUAGAACUGAGGCCCAUCUGACAACUCCCGUACUCUCCAUAUACCAGUAAUGGCCUAGCUGUAUCUGUCUGAUUGCGGCACUGUCUCAAGCACUUUUGUAGAAAUUGUCACUAUUCUCCCCAGUGUCACAAGGGCAUGUUCUGCUUUGCCAAGACUUGAUUUCUGUAUUUUUGUACACCGUGAAGCAAUUGCUUAGUGCCGUGGACGUUGCCAACAGUUAUUUUUAUCAAGCGCAGCUCAGAAGAAAAAAGCCGCAAAUAACCGAACUCGACCAUAGGUUGUAUUAUUAGAGUGAUUCAUAGGAGACACGCCUGGCGCCCGGCAAUUCUCUGUCAUAGCGAUUGCCUAAACCCAGUGCGAGUGCCGCUGUCUGAAUAAAGCAGAGUCUCUGCACAGACAUGACGGGUAAGACCGGCACCAUACUGUUUGUCAGCACAAUCGCAACCCUUGCAUAUCUCCAAAUAACGCCUGCUUUUAUUUAAAGACGGAGCUCUGUGAAUUUCCAAUAUUUUAAAGACUCAAUCCAAGACUAGAUGUACCAAAUGCAAAAGUACUGUAUUUAUACAGUGAGAACCUGACUGGUCAUGUAUAUUUUACGCCGCGGGCAGAGGGGAGCGAAAUGUACUUUUUAAUUUUGCACUCGUAGAAGAUGAGGGAUAUACGUAUAAUCUCAUCAAACACCAUAGGCAGCCAUUUUGAUAUUGGGGUAAAGUAGUUGCUCCCACUAUUUAAAUCAACGUGCACCAUAGUUAGCUGGUCUUUUAUGGUGUAAUUGCAGCGUCUGCUGUGCUCGUGUAUAUGUGUGUUCAUAUGAUAUCUAAUCAUUUAUCCUUCUUCUGGUUUAAAGGGGUUUUCCGGGGUGGGGGGGAAAUUCUACAUAUAAAAAAUUUAUCCAUGCGGGGGUGUAAAAAAAAAAAAAGCUAGUCACCGUCCGUGUUCCAAGAGCAGUGAGGGGUUAUUCAGGUGGAAAAAAUUGAUUAUUGGUGUAAAUUUAGGGACUUUUUUUCUAUCCUUAUACCAAUUAAAAGUUACGUUUUAAUCAAGAUCACCAUUCCAACCUUUUGUGGGUUAUUCAGGUGUGUAACUUUAUAUAUAUAUAUAUAUA